AAAAUAAACCAAGUUAGAGACUGACAUUACCUUUCUCUCCUUUAUUUUGCUCUUCUCUUCUCUUUUCUUCUCUGUCGGCUAUUUAUCUGCAUCUGCAUCUCUUUCUGUGUUCCCAUCCAACUCCCUUAUUUCCCUUUCUCUUCAAUUCCCUCUCCCAUUCCUUCAAUUUGAUCUACAAUUUUCAUCCUACACUUCAUCUCCGAAGCGCAAUGACGGCGGAGGAGGUGUUGAACGUACACAGCAAGGAAAAUUCCGAUAACUGCGCCGAAGAUCAUCACAAGAUCGUUACGGAGCAUUGCAAUGGCGAUGUUCGCGGUAAAGAAAUAUCUGAGAACGGCAAUGUCGGUGCCGAAGUUGUUUCUGAUUCCGUUGAUUCAGAUCCGAUCGUUACCGUUGACGGUAAUGGUGUAGCGUUGGAGGAUCACAAGGUUGAAGGUGAAUCUCAAGUUAAGGUUAUUACCGAAGAACCUAGUGUAGUUUCCAAUGGUUCUGUUGACGAAAUUGAACGGGAAGGAGAGAUUCGGCAAAACGGUUCGGGAUCUGAUGUGAAUAACGUUCAUGUUACUGAUACUGUUGUGGAGGCUGGUGACGAUAACGGAAUCACAAGUGUUCAAAACGGUGUGUUGGAAAAACAAUCGAAUGGAUGUGCGGUGGAGAAUCAGGACGAGAUUCGUGAAGAAGUUACUGAUUCUCUUGUAGAGGAGGAAGAAUUGAAGGUUAGGGAUCGUGAAUUGGAGAGUGUUCAAAACGGUGCCGUUGCGGAGAAUGAGGUUGGCCUUGUUGCUGACGUGGACAAGAGUGAUCGGAAAUUGGAAGGUAUAGCUGUUGAAAACGGUGCAGUGGAUAGGGAUGGAGAAGGAGAUGUUGAAGAGAUCGAGAUUCCUGUUGUUGAAGAAGUUGCUGUUGCUUCUACAGAAGCCGUGGAGUCUGUUGAUUCUGAUGUGGUGGGAACAACGGAAUCUAAAGACCGGGAAAAAGUGGAGAGUGGAAGUGUUGUUGGUGUAGAUGUUUCAGAUGAGAAGAACAAAGUUCGCGAUACUGAAUUGGAAAGUGAAGUUGGUGGUGAAGUGAGUGAAUCAGCUGAGAAGAAUGAAAUUCAUGACGCUAAGUUGAAAAAUGUAGUUGAUGCGGAAGUGAGUGAAUCAGCUGAGGAAAACGAAAUUCAUGAUGCUGAGUUGGAAACUUCAGUGAAUGCUAAAGUGAGUGAAUCAGUUGAGAAGAACGAAAUUCCUGAUGUUGAACUGGAAACUGUGGUUGAUGCUGAAGUGAGUGAAUCAGCUGAGAAGAACGGAAUUCCUGAUGUUGAUCCUGAAGUGAGUGAAUCAGCUGAGAAGAACGAAAUUCCUGAUGUUGAUCCUGAAGUGAGUGAAUCAGCUGAGAAGAACGAAAUUCCUGAUGUUGAAUUGGAAACUGUCGUUGAUGCUGAAGUGAGUGAAUCAGUUGAGAAGAACGAAAAUCCUGAUGUUGAAUUGGAAACUUUAGUGAAUGCUGAAGUGAGUGAAUCAGCUGAGAAGAAUGAAAUUCGUGAUGUUGAAUUGGAAACCGUGGUUGAUGCUGAAGUGAGUGAGUCAGUUGAGAAAAAUGAAAUUCCCGCCCAUGAUAAUGAAGCCAGUGAUAAUACUGGCGUGGAGGAAUGUGCAGUUGAAGAUAGUCAAAAUUGUUCAGAGAAGGUAUCGAGUGAAUCUGUCUCUGUUACUGUUGUUGAAAAUGGUUUGGCCGAGGUUGAGGGGAGCGCUGAGGGGGAAGUGAUUCCUAGUGAUAUCGGUGAUUUGGAGAGGUCUGUUGAGACAUCAGAACCUCAAGUGGUUCUUCAAGGAAAAGAUUUAGCAGAAUUAAUUAAGUCAGGGACUUCUGAUGAUGCUGAUGAAGGUGUAAUUGAAAACGAACCUUCUGUUGAUACGAAGAACGUUGAAGAAGAGAGUGAGGCUGAACCUUCUGAUAAUGCUGUCAAGGGUGAUGGUAUAUCUAUUGAGGUGUCUGAGCCUCAGAUGAAAAACGAUGCAAUUGGUAGUGAAGCUGAACGUUCAACAGAAACAGUGGAGAAUGAAGUUGAAGUUUUAAACAAUGUGAUGCAGAGUGAGGCUGAUCCUUCUCUUCAUGUGCAAGAUUUGAAAACCGAUGUGGGUAGUGUAGCCAAAUCUUCAGUUGAAGCCGAAUCUUCAGUUGAAGCUGAACCUUCUCUUCAUGUGCAAAAUUUGAAAACCGACGUUGUGGGUAGUGUAUCGGAACCUUCAGUUGAAGCGGAACCUUCAGUUAAAGCGGAACCUUCAGUUGAAGAUGAGCCUUCAGUUGAAGCUGAACCUUCAGUUGAAGCUGAGCCUUCAGUUGAAGCUGAGCCUUCAGUUGAAGCUGAACCUUCAGCUGAAGUUUCCGCCGAAGAAAGCAUCCAGACCAAUGAAGAUUUGAAAACAUCCCAAGAAGCAUCUGCCACUGAUGCUAUGGAUGCUCAGAAUAUGGUCACCGAGGUGGUGAGAAAGCCCUUCUAUUGGUUGAUCCGGGUUCCCAGAUAUGAUGAUGAUGAAAAUAUAAAAGAGCAGAUUCAACAUGCUCUUCAACAAGUAGAAUUGAAGACUAAAAUCCGUGACGAAAUUCGAGCUGAAAGCCAGACUAAAAAGGCCAUCUGUAAAGAGUAUGGGCAAGAAUUUAGAGCUGCAGUACAAGAAGAGAGAGCUUCUAGGGAGUUGCUCAAAUCCAAACGGAAGGAGAUGGAUUCAGUUCAAUCCACCAUGAAUAGAUUAAAUAAUGCAAUUUCUGUAGGGGAUAUCGAUAGCAAGAUUAGAAACAUGGAACACAUGAUUCAGCAUGAAACUCUGCCUCUAAAAGAAGAAAAGCAAUUGAUACGCCAGAUCAAACAAUUGAAGCAGAGUCGCGGCGAGCUGUCAACUAUUAUAGCAAAACAGGAUCAAUCACAAUCUCUUGACGAAAAAGACAAUAUUGAAGAGCAAUCUAAGCAAUUACAGCUCUUGAGGAAGGAUUUAGAUGUGCUUAGAAGUAAUGUUCUGAAGGCAGAAGCAGUAACUAAAGCAGCAAAGAAGAAAUAUGAUGAAGAAAGUAAUCAAGUGAGUGAGGUUGUGGCUCAAUUUAAGACUGCUGAUGACAUUCGUCAAGAAGCUUUUGUCAAGCUACAGACUUUGAAAAGGAAAUUACAUGAGAAGAGCAAAUAUUUUUGGGAAUACAAAAAUGCUUCAAUUAAAGCGCAAGAACUAGCAGUACAAGGGAAGAAAGAGGAGGUGCAAAGCUUAUGUAUUGAUGAGGCUGAGCGAAUACAUGAGAUGUGGAAGAAUGAUGAGUUCAGAAGGAACUAUCUCCGGUGCAACACCAGGAGUACACUGAGGAGACUGCAAACUUAUGAUGGCCGAAUGCUUGGUCCUGAUGAAGAGCCACCAGUGAUUCCUAAUAAUACCUUCUUUGAAAAAGUUUCCAAAGAUGAUUCUCUGGUCUCGCGAUCAGCUCCUGAACAACAAAAGAAAUCAAUACCAACAGAAUCUGUUACUGUUAAUGCAAAAGUUGAACCGGCUUCCAAGGCUGUCGUACAGAAACCUGAAAUAAGUCAGAUAACUAGUGCUAAAAAGCCUGCAAAACCUGCUCCUUCAGAGAAGAAGUCAGCGGUUCCAAUUCGUCGUUGGGGGGACGAGUCUGAUGAAGAUAAGGAACCUAAGGAACCUGUGAAAACAAAGGAGGAAGAGGAGCGGAUUUUAAAGGCUGAAAAGGCGAGGAAGGAGGAAGAAGAAGCAAAACUGAAGGAAAUGAAAAGGCUAGAGGAAAUUGAGAAAGCUAAGGAGGCACUACAAAGGAAAAAGCGUAAUGCAGAGAAGGCCCAACAAAGGGCUCUCUAUAAGGCACAAAAAGAAGCUGAGCAAAAAGAGAAGGAAAGGGAGAAAAGAGCAAGGAAGAAGGGAAAGAAAAAAGCAGUUUCUACUGAAGAUGUGGAGACAAUAGAACAAGAUUCUGCAGCUUCUCCUAGCUCUGAAACACUGACAAGAACUAUAGAAGAAUCUGAUCAGAGUGAGAAACCAGUUGAGGUAACAAAAAGGUCAGUAAAGCCAUCUCAAUUCAUAAAGCAGAACAAAGUGAAAUCUCUACCUAUGUCUAUUCGCAACCGGGGAAAGAGACGAAUUCAACCAUGGAUGUGGGUUGUAAUUGCAGUUCUGGUUAUUGCUGCCUUGUUUUAUAUUGGGAAUAACAGCUCCCUGAGAUCUUCGUUUCAAAACUUUGGUUUCUGAGGACACUCCAGAGUUAAAAAACUUGCUUCGAUGCUAAGCAAUCAUUAGGUGUUUGCCUUGGGGGAUGGUACCCUUAUAUAUUUAUUGCAUAUAUACAUAUAGAAGCAAUUCUUUUGGUGCCUCUACAAUUUUUUGCUUCUAGUUUUUGGUCUUUAGUCAUUAAUAUUAUUAUUUUCUUCAAACCAAUAUUUGUUACUUUCUGAUGUGAUGCGAUUUUAACUGGUUGAUUGCUUCUGCGACCAAUUAUUAUGGUAAUAAAUUAUUGUGAUUGUGGGUUUUUUUA
This is a messenger RNA of Lathyrus oleraceus (garden pea), 4506 nucleotides long. RefSeq lists its product as uncharacterized. NCBI's taxonomy places the organism in Eukaryota, Viridiplantae, Streptophyta, Magnoliopsida, Fabales, Fabaceae. The transcript has 8 exons. The record is from RefSeq and is a predicted model, not a curated record. Bases 210 to 4223 code for a protein of 1337 amino acids.